Messenger RNA from Rhodamnia argentea, 1450 nucleotides. RefSeq names its product protein SICKLE. The coding region runs from base 230 to 1207 and encodes 325 amino acids. Gene Ontology annotation, biological process: miRNA processing; mRNA splicing, via spliceosome. The record is from RefSeq and is a predicted model, not a curated record. Lineage: Eukaryota; Viridiplantae; Streptophyta; Magnoliopsida; Myrtales; Myrtaceae. The transcript is spliced from 3 exons.
CGCCUGAACUUUUCGUAGUGUUUGAGGUUUUGUGCUUGGAAAUUUUCAAUUUCUUCGGAUCUUUUGUUGGUUUCUCUUCGCCGGCGACGCUCGGGUUAUGUCCUCUGGCUAACACACAGCCGUAUUUACGUUACCCACGUUUCCAAGAGUCGGUAGUAUUUCUACAGGACUCGAUUCCUGAGUUUCUGUCUGAGAAAGACGAGAUUUUCAAGUCAGAUUGGUCGGUUAAAUGGAGGAGUCCGAAAAGAGGAAGGAAAGAUUGAGGGCGAUGCGCAUGGAAGCUGCGCGAGCUGGUUCUUCAGACAGCCCUGAAGCUUCUGCUGAGGCUGGCUGCCUCGCGAAUCCGUUGAUUGAAACACAGACACCUCAAUCGCAGCACGGACAGUCGCGUGCCUCGCCCAGGUUUGAUUACUAUACAGAUCCCAUGUCUGCUUUCUCCGGUGAUAGGGCGAGGGGUAAUGCAGGCUUCCAAUCUGCACAAGUGAAUUUCACCCCUCCGCCGCCUCGUCUUUCAGGACCCAGGAACCUCGUAACAAGUCCCUCUCCUGCCUAUCAGUGGCGUCCCAUUUAUCCACCCAACAGUGGAAUCUACCGAACAGAAAGUCCUCGCCCCAGAUGCCCUCCCCACCAAAGUCCUAGCGGAUACAUCCACCCUUUUCCAAUGCAAGAUGGGGCUUCUCCUCAAGCUUGGAAUAGAUCCAGCAGCACAGCAAGUUAUUUUAGCCCAUCCAGUACUCCAGGAAGUGGUACCCAUAGUUUCAAUCAGACACAAGAUCAUUCUCACUGGCAUGGGAACAGUCCAGGGCCAGGUUUAGGACGGGGGGUUAAUUAUGCUGCAAGUCCAGGCAGAGGCAGAGGCCAAUGGUUCGGUGGCAGCCCCAGGUCAGGGAGGAGUGGUGGACGAGGUCCAGGACAUCGUGGUCAUGGUUCUACACCGGCUAGGCCACUAGGCCCAGAGCGUUUCUUUCAUGAGUCCAUGUUAGAUGACCCAUGGAAGGAUUUAAAACCUGUUUUAUGGAGGGGCGUUGAUUCUCCCUUCAUCAGUUCCAGUUCACUCGGAUCUUCGAGUUCCUGGAUGCCCGAGUCCAUUAGGCCAAAGAAGCUGAGAGUUGCAGAAUCUCCCAACAAGUUUGGUUCUGGACUAAACCUUGCUGAAUUUCUUGCUGCCUCAUUUAAUGAAACUGUUAAGGAGACGCCAAGCCCAUGAUGUUGUUACUAUAAGUCCUAGAAUUUCACCUGCGUGUGCUUCUUCUCAAGAGCCAGAGGCUUGGGGCCACUAAGGCUGUGGCUAGACGGUUAAAAGGAGAUGCAUGAAUCCUUCCUAUUUAUGUCUGGAGUUUUUCUUUCUGAUGAUCGUCUCAUUCGCUAGUGAAUAGUCAUCUGAGUUGUUGGUUGCUAGAAAAUUGUCUAGUUUGUGCAGUUUUUUGUAGUAUUUGAGAAUAUCUUACAA